Molecule: messenger RNA, 729 nt
Organism: Sparassis crispa
Lineage: Eukaryota; Fungi; Basidiomycota; Agaricomycetes; Polyporales; Sparassidaceae
Product: glutathione S-transferase
Exons: 7
Coding region: 1-729 (242 amino acids)
Cellular component (GO): cytoplasm
Source: RefSeq, a predicted model, not a curated record
AUGUUGAUCUUUGAAUUACUGACGUCUGAAUGGUGGCUUGACGCAGUACUGUCAGUAUUAUAUUACUGUUCUCACGAAAUUGAUCCAUACAAGAAGCCACCCGAGCUCUUGGAGGUAUCACCAAAGGGUCUCGUCCCAGGCUUGAAGCUCAACACGUAUGAUCCGCCCCGUGCAUUAAGCGAGAGCACUGUGAUUCUUGACUUCAUACAAGAUCUUGCAGCAACCACGACUCAGCGCAGCCUGCUUCCCCCCGUUUCAGAGCCCUAUGCCCGUGCCCUGAUCCGCCUACAAGGUGACCACGUCAAUCGUACCCUUGUCCCGGCAUUUUACCGCUACAUUCAAGCGCAGGAUGAAGAGAAGCAGAUCCAAGGUGGAAGGGACUUAGUGAAAGCUAUUGAGGGCCUUGUCCACCUGUUCCAGCGUGCAGAAAGUGAAACGCCUGCAUUCGCUGGCCUGUGGGUCGACGGGGGCACGCUGACCCUCUCUGACGUCAUGGUCUCCCCUUGGCUCUUCCGCGCGACCAACGUGCUGGCGCACUACCGUGGCUUCGUGCUGCCCGAAGGCCCGCGCUUCCGCGCUUACGUCGACCGCCUGCUGACCCACCCCACGAUCAAACGCACCUGCAGCACGGAGCAGCUAUACAUCGACAGCUACGAGCGGUAUGCGCAUAACCGUCCGAACACCAGCCAGGUCGCGAAUGCUAUCAAUGCUGGGACCGCGCUCCCCUGA